This is a messenger RNA of Talaromyces amestolkiae, 4539 nucleotides long. RefSeq lists its product as uncharacterized. Gene Ontology annotation, biological process: phospholipid translocation. The transcript has 3 exons. The record is from RefSeq and is a predicted model, not a curated record. NCBI's taxonomy places the organism in Eukaryota, Fungi, Ascomycota, Eurotiomycetes, Eurotiales, Trichocomaceae. The coding region runs from base 1 to 4539 and encodes 1512 amino acids. Gene Ontology annotation, molecular function: ATPase-coupled intramembrane lipid carrier activity; ATP binding; magnesium ion binding. Gene Ontology annotation, cellular component: plasma membrane.
AUGUCUCGGAUUCAGUUCGAAGACGGCGGCGAAGGGAAUGGCAAUUCCUUACACCCAACAAAUAGUGAAGUCUCGAAACCGACGAGGCGACAACGAUGGGCGACUCGGCGCUUAGGAAACUCGAGCGGCCUAAAGAAGCGGGUUUCGAUCGUUGACCGACUCCAUAAACGCAAUGUCUCUGGUGCAGAAGAAAAGCGGAAUUCAGCUGGGAGCAGUGCCGGCGAUGGGAACGAUGGCGCGACCAACGAAGGCGCCGGCGCUGACGGCCAACAAGAGACGCGGCGAAUAUUCUUCAAUAUGCCCAUACCAGACGAAGAACGCGACGAGGAAGGGUAUCUGAAAGCGCAAUAUCCGCGGAACAAAAUUCGUACAGCGAAAUAUACGCCGCUGAGUUUCAUUCCCAAGAACUUGUGGCUUCAGUUUCAAAACAUUGCAAAUCUUUAUUUCUUGUUCAUUAUCAUUCUAGGUUUCUUUCCCAUUUUCGGUGUCACCAAUCCAGGUCUGAACGCCGUGCCUUUGAUUGUUAUUAUCAUCGUGACAGCCAUCAAAGAUGCGAUCGAAGAUUGGCGACGUACUGUUCAGGACAAUCAAUUGAAUAAUUCCCCCGUUUAUCGCUUGGUCGAUUGGACAAACGUCAAUGUCAGUGAAGAGGACGUAUCGUUGUGGCGUCGUUUCAAAAAAGCAUGCACCCGAUUUAUCAUCAAAACAUACAGAUCGAUGCAAAGGAACAAAAACAAGAAGGUGGAGGAGGAUUCCGCCGAGGAGGAUGACAGGCGAUUUUCCAUGGCAACCUAUCGCCAAUCCGUGUAUUCUCAACGACAGUCUUACUACGGCGAUGGCGCCGAAGACGGCAUUCAGAUGACUCCUGUUGCGUCCCCGCAUCCGGAUCCGCAGGUUGAGGGAAACGGAUGGCCAAAUGAGCCAAACGAUGGCAACCAACACCUGCAAGUUGCCAAGGCUGUGCGAGACAGCGUGGCUCCCGGCGGAAAGAGAGCGGGCACUAUUCUCGACCGCUCGAGACAGACGCCACAAACUGCGCGCUUCAAGCGAGAAUACUGGAAGAGUGUCAAGGUUGGCGACUUCGUUCGGCUGUACAACGGAGACCAAAUUCCAGCUGAUAUCGUCAUUCUUUCUUCUUCCGAUCCCGAUGGAGCUUGUAAUAUCGAAACCAAGAACCUGGAUGGUGAGACGAAUUUGAAAGUGCGCCAGGCCUUGAACUGUGGACGAUUAGUCAAGCACGCCCGUGACUGCGAGAGAACCGAGUUCUUCAUCGAGAGUGAACCUCCUCACCAGAACUUGCACAACUACAGUGCGGCAAUUCGAUGGCAACAGCGCGACGAGAAUGUUCCCAAUGGUCCACCCAAGGACAUGGUAGAGCCCAUCGGCAUCAACAAUCUUCUUCUUCGUGGGUGUAGUCUCCAAAAUACUGAGUGGGUUCUGGGUGUUGUUGUCUUCACCGGCCCCGAGACAAAAAUCAUGCUCAAUUCCGGAGAAACCCCUACCAAACGACCAGCACUUGCUCGGGCAAUGAACUUCCAAGUCAUCCCUAAUUUCACCAUCUUGUUCAUACUGUGCUUGGUUACCGGUAUCGUCAACGGUGUCAGCUGGGCUUCGCAAGGUUCUUGGACAUUCUUUGAGUAUGGAUCUUACGGUGGCAGCCCGCCAGUUGAAGGAAUCGUCGCUUUCUUCGCCGGUCUCAUCUUGUUCCAGAACUUUGUGCCGAUUUCUCUCUACAUCACUCUGGAGAUCAUCCGGUCGGUCCAGGCACUUUUCAUCUUUUAUGACCUCGACAUGGUUUACCAACGCCUCAAUAUGGCCUGUGUUCCUCGGUCUUGGAACAUCUCCGAUGACGUUGGUCAGAUUGAAUACAUUUUCUCCGACAAGACGGGGACCUUGACGCAAAAUGUCAUGGAGUUCAAGAAAUGUAGCAUCAAUGGUGUCAAAUACGGCGAAGCUUUCACAGAAGCUCAAUUUGGCAUGCAGCGUCGCGAAGGCGUUGACGUUGAAGCUGUAGCUGCCAAAGCCCAACAGGUCAUUGCUCAGGGCAAGGUGCGGUCACUGGAGCUUUUAAGAAAGAUUCAUGACAAUCCGUACUUGAUCGACGACAACUUAACAUUUAUCUCUCCGGACUUUGCGAUGGAUCUUUCUGGACAAUCCAAUGAUACCACCCAAAAGCAAGCAAUUGAGAGCUUUAUGAUUGCCCUAGCUCUCUGUCACACUGUCAUUACCGAACACACCCCGGGCGACCCCCCGCAGAUCGAAUUUAGGGCACAAUCGCCUGAUGAAGCUGCACUAGUGGCUACUGCCCGAGACUGUGGUUUUACCGUGCUAGGAAGGAAUGGCGAUGAUCUGAUUGUCAAUGUCUUGGGCGAGGAACGUGCUUACACUGUCCUUAAUUUGCUGGAAUUCAAUUCUACUAGGAAACGAAUGAGUGCGAUUAUUCGUAUGCCCGAUGGUACUAUCCGACUAUUCUGCAAAGGAGCUGAUAGUAUCAUCUACAAGCGACUUGCACGUGGUCAGCAACAAGAGCUUCGCAAAACUACAGCCGACCAUCUGGAGGAAUUUGCUCGCGAAGGCCUUCGAACUCUUUGUAUCGCGGAGCGGGUCCUUAGUGAAGAGGAAUACCAAGUCUGGAACGAAUCGCAUGAUCUGGCCGCCGCUGCUCUCGUCGAUCGGGAUGACAAGUUGGAGGAAGUCGCCAACGUAAUUGAACAAGAGUUGAUGCUUUUGGGAGGAACUGCCAUCGAAGACAGACUGCAAGACGGCGUACCGGAUACCAUCUCGUUGCUAGCCAAUGCUGGUAUCAAGUUGUGGGUUUUGACUGGGGACAAAGUUGAGACCGCCAUCAACAUUGGAUUCUCCUGCAACCUUCUAAACAACAAUAUGGAGUUGAUAGUUUUUAAUGUUCCCGCCGACAAGCCCGAGGCUGCUGCUUCAGAACUACAACGAUACUUGGACAAAUUUGGCAUCCAGGGCACUGACGAGGAAUUGAUCGCGGCUCGCCAGGAUCAUACUCCGCCUGCUGCCACUCACGCUUUGAUAAUCGACGGAGACACACUGAAACUCAUGCUCGACGAGGACCUGAAACAGAAGUUCCUUCUUUUGUGUAAAAGAUGCAAGUCUGUUCUCUGUUGCCGUGUGAGCCCUGCACAAAAGGCUGCCGUUGUGCAAAUGGUGAAGAAUGGGUUGAACAUCAUGGCAUUGUCUAUAGGUGACGGUGCCAACGAUGUAGCUAUGAUUCAAGAAGCAGACGUCGGUGUUGGUAUCGCCGGUGAAGAGGGCAGACAGGCCGUCAUGUCAUCUGACUACGCCAUUGGUCAAUUCCGCUUCCUACGGCGUCUCCUUCUUGUCCAUGGCCGAUGGUCGUAUCGACGCCUUGGUGAGGCCACUGCCAAUUUCUUCUAUAAAACGCUCGUUUGGACUUUUGCUCUUUUCUGGUAUUCGAUUUACAACAGCUUUGAUGGGUCCUAUCUUUUUGAUUACACCUAUAUCAUUCUGAUUAACUUGGCUUUCACCUCACUUCCUGUCAUUUUCAUGGGCAUCUUCGACCAGGAUGUCAGUGACAAGGUUUCACUUGAAGUUCCCCAGCUCUAUAUGCGCGGUAUCGAGCGCAAAGAAUGGAGCCAGCGCAAGUUCUGGCUCUACAUGUUUGAUGGCCUGUACCAGUCUUUGAUGUGUUUCUUCAUGCCGUAUCUGCUUUACAACCAGGCUAGGUUCCAGCGUGGAGACGGUCUGAGUCUCGAUGAUCGUCAGCAAUUCGGUAUUCUCGUCGCCUCGGCCGCAGUCAUCUCCAGCAAUACAUACGUUCUCAUGAACACGUACCGUUGGGACUGGUUGACUGUUUUGAUCAAUGCAGUCAGCAGUCUCCUUCUCUAUUUCUGGACCGGCGUAUGGACCGCCACCACCGCCUCUGCCCAAUUCUAUAAUCACGCAGCCGAAGUAUACGGAACGUUAGCGUACUGGACAGUGCUUUUCGUCACCGUCGUGCUUUGUCUCCUUCCCCGAUUCGCCAUCAAAGCUUUCCAGAAAGUGUUCUUCCCCACCGAUGUGGACAUUAUACGCGAACAGGUCACCCAGGGCAUUUAUCGCCGUGUCGAAAAAACCGACAAUGACGCGUUCGGUUCUUCCCAGGCCAACGCAGGUGGAAGUCCCGCUGGCAGCGAUGUUUCAGCGGUAUCUUCAGUGGUUAAACCCAUCGAGCCUCAGGUGAGCCGUGAUCCCAGAGUUCUUGAGGACGAGCGGCCGAUUUAUCCGCCUUCUAUCGCGCCGACAAACACCACUCACAAUCCGCGUAGUCAGAACGGUAGCAACGGGACCACAUUUACGGCGGACAGCUUUGAUUUUGGUACCAAACACCCUGCUGUCAAUUCGUGGGAACAACCCGAAGCAGGAUUAACGAUACACCACGGUCAGAAUCCCUCGGUGACAAGCACUGACUUUUCGAACGGCACUCCAUUGUUGCGAAUCGAAUCCGCCAACGGCAAGCCCCAGACGCCUCACAGUCCACUCAGGAUCCCGCAUGAUAUACAUGCUGUAUAG